Emiliania huxleyi CCMP1516 is the source of this 306-nucleotide messenger RNA. RefSeq lists its product as hypothetical. The transcript is spliced from 2 exons. The record is from RefSeq and is a predicted model, not a curated record. Bases 1 to 306 code for a protein of 101 amino acids. Lineage: Eukaryota; Haptophyta; Isochrysidales; Noelaerhabdaceae.
AUGCUCGCCGCCGACGAGAGCGACGAGGCGGUCACGCCCUCGACGACGACCGAUUGGCGCGUGGAGCGGGCUCGGCUGACUCGCCAGCACUCACAGGCUGUGCUUCGUCGGCCGCGUAGAUUUCUGCCGUACUCGGCAGCCAGCGAAUGGGCUCAGCAGUUGGGAUUGUCGACGCGGGAGGAGUGGGACGACUGGCUUGAGCUUGGGGAGGGAUGGUCCAGCUACGUGCCGAGGGACCCCGAGUCGCACUACACAAAGCUUGGCCAGUGGCUCGGCUGGCGCGCAUGGCUAACGGGCGAGGCUUAG